UUCCCCGCUCUCCCUCUGUUUCAAAUCCCCAUCUCUCCCUAUAUAAAUCCAACCAUUUCCUCCAAUUCUUCUGCAACCAUAUCCAGAAUUCAAAACCCUAAUCCUAAAUUUCUCGCUUUCCAAUCACAAAAGUCAACGAAAAUGCCGGCCAUUCCCGAAGAGCCAUUGCUCGCUCCGAACCCGGACCGGUUCUGUAUGUUCCCGAUCCAGUACCCGGAGAUCUGGGAAAUGUACAAGAAGGCGGAGGCCUCCUUCUGGACAGCUGAGGAGGUCGACCUCUCCCAGGACCAACGCCACUGGGAAGCCCUAACCCCCGACGAGCGCCACUUCAUCACCCACGUGCUCGCCUUCUUCGCCGCCUCCGACGGCAUCGUUUUGGAGAACCUCGGCGGACGCUUCAUGAAGGAGGUCCAGGUCGCCGAGGCACGCGCCUUCUAUGGCUUCCAGAUCGCCAUUGAGAACAUCCACUCCGAGAUGUACAGCCUCUUGCUGGAGACCUACAUCAAGGAUUCGGUAGAGAAGGAUCGCCUGUUCCACGCGAUCGAGACCAUCCCUUGCGUGGCCAAGAAGGCCCAGUGGGCCCUCCGUUGGAUCGAUGGCUCCGAGUCCUUUGCGGAGCGGAUCGUUGCCUUCGCGUGCGUCGAGGGGAUCUUCUUCUCCGGGAGUUUCUGCUCGAUAUUUUGGCUCAAAAAGCGCGGGUUAAUGCCCGGCCUGACGUUCUCCAACGAGCUGAUUUCGCGAGACGAGGGCCUCCACUGCGACUUCGCGUGCCUGCUCUACUCGCUUCUAAGGAAGAAACUAAGCGAGGAGCGCGUGAAGGCCAUCGUGUGCGACGCAGUGGAGAUCGAGAAGGAGUUCGUAUGCGACGCUCUGCCGUGCGCGUUAGUGGGGAUGAACGGGGACCUAAUGAGCCUGUACAUCCAGUUUGUAGCUGAUAGGCUCUUGGGCUCGCUAGGGUACGGGAAGGUGUACAAUGUUCAGAACCCGUUUGAUUGGAUGGAGUUGAUCUCGUUGCAGGGGAAGACUAAUUUCUUCGAGAAGAGAGUCGGAGAGUACCAGAAGGCCUCUGUGAUGUCCAGCAUCAACGGCAAUGCCGACACCCACGUGUUCAAGUUGGAUGAGGAUUUCUGAAUUGUAAUAAUAUUCGUGGUUCGCUUAAUUAGUGUAAUAUUAUGGCUUUUUCUUUUUCUUUUUUUCUACAAUUUCUUUCUUUGUUUUAUUUCUUGCUUGGGAAAUUAUAAAAGGAAUAUUUUCAUUUA
This is a messenger RNA of Corylus avellana, 1259 nucleotides long. RefSeq names its product ribonucleoside-diphosphate reductase small chain-like. Gene Ontology annotation, biological process: deoxyribonucleotide biosynthetic process. The record is from RefSeq and is a predicted model, not a curated record. Lineage: Eukaryota; Viridiplantae; Streptophyta; Magnoliopsida; Fagales; Betulaceae. Gene Ontology annotation, molecular function: oxidoreductase activity.